Colius striatus (speckled mousebird) is the source of this 2095-nucleotide messenger RNA. RefSeq names its product nucleoporin 43 (gene NUP43). Gene Ontology annotation, molecular function: protein binding. Gene Ontology annotation, cellular component: nuclear pore outer ring. Bases 78 to 1202 code for a protein of 374 amino acids. NCBI's taxonomy places the organism in Eukaryota, Metazoa, Chordata, Aves, Coliiformes, Coliidae. The record is from RefSeq and is a predicted model, not a curated record. The transcript is spliced from 8 exons.
CAGGCGCGGCGCGGGGCGGGCAGCCGAGGCGGGAGCCGGCGCACGGAGCGCAGCGCAGCGCAGCGGAGCGGGCGGCCAUGGAAGACGUGUGCGCCAAGUUCGUGUCGCAGAAGAUCAGCAAGACGCGCUGGCGGCCGCAGCCCGCCUCCGCACUUCAGCCCCCUGACCUGUUUGCUACCGGCUCCUGGGACAACGAGGAUAACAGGAUCUCCAUUUGGUCUGUUGGAGAUGUUGGAAAUGUGGGCCUGAAUAGUGAAUAUCAAGGAGAACCUCAGCUACUGUGUGACAUCAAGCACAAUGGUGAUGUUAUGGACAUGCAGUUUUUGGAUCAAGAGAAAAUUGUGGUUGCCUCAUCAACAGGAACUGUAACGGUAUUCCGUCAUCAUCAAAAUAACCAGACUUUAUCUGCCAACCACCGGUGGGAGAAAGCCCAUUAUCAUGUGGAUCAAGACACAUCUUCUGGUGGAGCAGCGUGUACUGGAGUAAUCUGCAACAAUCCUGAAAUUGUCACUGUUGGAGAAGAUGGUAGAAUCAAUCUCUUCAGAGCUGACCAGAAGGAUGCAGUAAGAACUAUAGACAACGCAGACAGCAGUACGCUUCAUGCAGUGACUUUCCUUCGCACAACUGAGAUCUUGACAGUAAAUUCAAUUGGACAGUUAAAAAUAUGGGACUUCAGACAGCAAAGAAAUGAGCCAUCUCAAAUAUUUUCUUUGACAGGUGACAGAGUUCCCCUGCACUGUGUGGACAGGCAUCCCAAUCAGCAGCAUAUUGUGGCCACAGGGGGCCAGGAUGGGAUGCUGAGUAUAUGGGAUAUCAGGCAAGGUACUAUGCCAGUGUCUCUGCUGAAUGCUCACGAAGCAGAAAUGUGGGAAGUUCACUUCCAUCCCUCCAACCCUGAUCACCUAUUCACGUGUUCUGAAGAUGGAUCUCUUUGGCACUGGGAUACUUCAACAGAUGUCUCUGAAAAACCAUCUUUUCUUCAUCAAGGAGGAAGAAGUACUACCUAUUUUUCCCACAAUACCAUUAACCAGUCUGUAGUGAGUGCCUGGCUAAGCAACGAUCCUACCAAAGACCGCAUGGAAAUCACCAACUUGAUUCCAAAUCAGACUUUGUCUGUGAAUAGUUUGGAUAUUUUAGGACCAUGCCUAGUAUAUGGCACUGAUGCAGAGGCUAUUUAUGUGAACAGACAACUUUUUGCAUGAAACAACUUGCAGUGUCCCUUUUGAAGUACCAAUCACCUUGGAACUACCUUGAACUACUGCCAAGUUCAUUCUUAACCAUACCUAUUAGUUUGUUAUCAGCAUGUGGGGGACGGGGAGAGGCCUGCAUCUUGGGCCUUGCACUGCAGAAGAAAUGUAAAGUGCAGAUUCUGACAGCUGCCAUUCAUUAUUGAUGGUCCAGCAUGAGGAACUGGGCAAGCUUACAUGUAUGCUUGCUCUCAUUUCUCUCUUGGUCCCUGUUUGGUUUUGGGAAGCAGGAAAGUAUUGCUGGGGCAAGAUAUUUGCUGUACACUGUCCAUAACACACAUGUAUACAAAGUAAAGGGAAACUCCCAGUUUUUAUUUUUACCAUCCUAAACAUAUUUUUCAAGUAUUAAUUCUAAGGCCAAACUACGGGGUUCUUUGAAGUCCUUUUUAUGUCAUUUGAGAGAGAUGAGUUUUUACAAGCUGAUUUUUGUCUAUAUUUAGGGGAACAUACCUUUUUAUGUUAGUUCAUGACAUCUGGAAAGGAAAACUGUUAAAAGCUGUCACGUGUGAGAGGUUCUAUCAGAAUCUUUGCAUUUUAGUGACAUUAUUUUGAUUAUUUACAGCUACAUCAUGGAUGCUGCAUGUUAAAACUUGAUCUGGAUAAUGUGCAGGUAACUCAAAUGUGUUUUAAUAGUUAAGAGGCCAGAAUUGACAAAUGCAACAAAUGUGAUGACUGUGCUUUCAGGUGUGAAGAGAUUUUCCAAAUUUCAGACACGGUCUCUCUCUGAAUCAAAAUUUCACACUUGGUCUGUUGCAAUUUUUGAAAAGUUAAAUUUUACAGUGAGUGUUGUACCUACCGUUUGUUGCAGGGAACACUUUCUCUUUUUAAUAAAAAGUCUUGCACAAGAA